CUCCACUCCUUUAUAAAAGUUUUCUUUUUUUAAAUGUCCACUUGAGCCAAGAAAAACUACAUCCCCACCCACAAAUAUGGAAGGCCAUCAAGAACCUUUUCAUUAUCUAAUUUAAAAGAUUGUUGUUAAACAAAGCUUAAAUAGAUGGACUUUUUGAGGACCCGUGUAUAGUAGAUAAUUUUUUGUACCCAACGUUUAUAUCAAAUAAGUAAUUUAAUCUUAGCAAUUAAAACUAAGAUGGAUGAGCAGGUUUAUUCGAGUAAGGACCUCAGAUAUCAUCCCGGCCCAGAGGAUGCACUCUCAGGAGAGGUGGAAUACCCGACCCGUCGCUUGGCACCCGGAGGCGGUUCUAGAUUUGUUAGGAUGGAUCGGGCGGUUGAACGAGAAGUUCCCAUAUUGCGUUCGGUCUUGGACGGGCAUGGCCAAGAAGUGUUGGGUGGGCAAGAAUCAUGGUGAGGUUCCCUUACCGCCUAUGCUUUGUGUUUUGUGUUUCUUUCUGAGCCCUUAGCGAAAGCGUCUUUCGGUUACUGCGCUGGUGCAGGUGUUGGCGAGAAUAUGCAGAUAAGGUCGCCCUUGGUGGCGAAGCAGGGGCCUUGGAGCCCGACACGAGUAAGAAGAGGAAAAACAGGGCAGCUGUUGACCGUCCUGCGGCAAAGAAAACCAGGUCACUGGAGCAUCGAGUCGUUGUUAGGACUGCUGCUUCAACCUAAGAGGCGAGUCCUGAUACUGAGGGAGAGAAUGAUGACGGAAGCCCACACGAGGUUAUUAUUGUCUUUUCAGUUUCGUUUCAGCUGCAACUGUGUAUGAAACAUGGGCCCAUCAAACUUUGAACUGCACACACACUACAGUUUUCUCAUUCGACAACUCGUGGCACUGGUGAAACCCAAAUGGCUGAGGAUAUUUAUGUAUAUUGCAUUUUGAAGAGAGGUAUUGAACCGAAAGACCAGUCUUUAUUGAACUCAAUGGCCAUUUGUUAUUGUAAUUUGGGUAAAUUAGAGGAAGCAAAAUUGCUUUUUGAUAAACUAUUGGAUAUGAAAUUGAGGCCUUGUAGUAGCACAUGCAAUGCGCUUAUUAAGGGAUUUUGUGGCCAAUAUAGCAUCUUGGAUGGGUUUGAUGUUUUUGUAGUGUUGAUGAUGCUGGAGUAUCACUAAGUUUUAGUUGUUACAAUAGGUUAGUGGAUGGCUUGUGCCAUCGGGGGUUCUUAGAUGAAGCACUCUAUGUGUUUGAUGUAAUGGUUGAAUUUGGAUUAGAACCUGAUGCAGUAAGUUACCAAAUCAUGAUUGGCAAGUAUUGCAAGGAUCAUAAAGUUGAUUGUGCAUUGAUGCUGUUAAAUAACAUGAUUCAGUGCAACGUUUCUCCUAGUGUGCACUCUUAUACUGCUUUAAUUGCUGCGCUUUAUAAAGAGAAUCGAUUAGCAGAAGUAGAUGUCUUGUACAAUAAGAUGUUGGAUAAUGGAUUGGUUCCUGACCAUGUUUUGUUUUUUACCUUGGUCAACAAUCAUCCAAGAGGGUCAGAGAUUACUCUAGCAUGCACCUUUUUGCGGGCAAUUGCCAAAAAUGGUUGUGGUAUUAACCUUUCUAACAUCCCUAGCACUACCAGUCAAAAAGUUACUACAAAUAUCAUAUCUGAUAUUGAUCAUCUCUUGGGAGAAAUUGUGGCAAGAAACUUAUCUCUGGCCAAUGUUGCUUUCAAUAUAUACAUGAUUGCUUUAUGUUUAGGAGGAAAACUUGAUUCUGCUCUUCUUGCAUGGACAAGAUGGCAAGCCUUUCUCUUCAGCCUUCACUGUCAGCUUAUAACUCUAUGAUCAAGUGCCUUUACCAAAACGGACUACUUGAGGAUGCCAAAUCCUUUGUUGAAGUUAUGCAUGUCAACGCCCCCUUUUUCUACGGGUUGAAAUCGGGUAUACGACAU
Messenger RNA from Nicotiana tabacum (common tobacco), 1911 nucleotides. NCBI's taxonomy places the organism in Eukaryota, Viridiplantae, Streptophyta, Magnoliopsida, Solanales, Solanaceae. The record is from RefSeq and is a predicted model, not a curated record.